AUGGUGCCGUUUGCAGCCUGUCGUGCAAGCAACGUGCGGUCUCUGUCAGAGGUUACGAGCGACGUGCCUCCGGCAGCAGGCGGCCAGACCAAGGAGGAGGUGAUCGAGACGAACGAGCGCCUCCGGGCGGUGCGCGUGCGCCUCGAGGACUCGUACGACACGGCCAAGCGGUCGCUCAUCACGCUCAUGAGCAAGUACACCGAGAGCAAGAACGUCCGCAACGUCUUCCAGCGCUACAACCUGCUCAAGGCCAUGAUCAAGGAGGUGAUCCGGCUGGAGACACAGUACUGGACGCUGGUGGACAUCCCGAAGCAGGAGAAGCAGGAGACGGUGCCGGCGUUCGUGCUGCGCGCGUGCGCCAUCAUGGAGAAGACGCAGAAGUCCGGCGAGGGCGUCAAGACGUCGGCCAAGCUCGCUGAGGAGGAGGAGAAGCGCCGCGAGCGCAUCGACCGCCUCGAGAAUAUGACAACUUUGCAGAUUGAGUCAGAAAACACUCAGAUGACCAAUGAUUUAUACCGUCUGCUCAAGAAGUAUUCUGGUCUCAGGAAUCUUAUAAGGGAACUCAAGUCUGAGUAUAUGAAUUCAAAGGUGUAUCCUAUAUUUCCACGUUACACCAUUUUGAAGGAUAUGAUCAAGGACAUCAUGCAUGAUCCAGAUUACAUGGAAGUAUGCCAUGAAGUGGACGUUUAG
Molecule: messenger RNA, 690 nt
Organism: Schistocerca nitens (vagrant locust)
Lineage: Eukaryota; Metazoa; Arthropoda; Insecta; Orthoptera; Acrididae
Exons: 5
Coding region: 1-690 (229 amino acids)
Source: RefSeq, a predicted model, not a curated record